AUGUCGCCGCGUAGUCCGAACAAGGCAAAAGCCUCCCCGUCCGGCUCCCAGAAGAGCGAGUACCAAGCUAUCAAGCAACAGUGGGAAAAGGCCAAGCGCGCAACCGAGUCCAAAAACGAUGGAAUCUUGCCUAUACCGACAGGAAUUCCCGACGGUCCUCCCGGCGUCACGGAAAGACAAAGACUGGAGAAGCUAGAGAAACAGCAGUCUGAGAUUGACAGUUCACGGAAGCGCGCCUACGAGAGCAAGUGGAAAUGGACUUGCGGAUUCUGGGUCUGGGUUCUCGUCAUCCAUUCUAUCGCGAUAUACCUGUUCACAAGCGGCUUCUUGCUAACGCGUCUGGUUUUGGAGGAUAAGUCAACGUGCGACGCGCCGCCCAUCGCCAGCGUUGUGAAGGCGCCUGGCAAUCCAGACAAGGGCUGCUGGCAUCCCAAGACCUUUGACCGCGCGGUUGUGGUCAUCAUCGACGCCUUGCGAUACGACUUUACGGUGCCUCACCUCGAGGGUCAGCCUCGCCAUGCCUUCCACGACGCAAUGCCUUUCCUCUACGAAUCCGCGCGCGACUCACCACAUAACGCAUUCUUGCGACCCUUCAUCGCCGACCCGCCCACCGCCACCCUGCAACGUCUCAAGGGCCUUACGACCGGUACCCUACCUACAUUUGUGGAUCUGGGAAGCAACUUUGCGGGUACGGCUAUCGAGGAGGACAACCUCCUCAUGCAGCUGAGGGACGCGGGCAAGAAGAUUGCGCAGGUUGGCGACGAUACCUGGUGGUCCCUGUUCCCUGGGUAUUUUGAGCCAAACAUCAGCAAGGCGUACGACAGCUUCAACGUGUGGGACCUGCACACUGUUGACAAUGGCGUCAUUGACAACAUCUUUCCCCUCCUGGGCGCAAACAUUGGUAAAGGCUGGGAUCUGCUUAUUGGGCACUGCCUCGGUGUCGAUCAUGCUGGGCACCGCUACGGACCCGACCACGCGGCCAUGACGGGCAAAUUGCAGCAAAUGGACGAGUUUGUCAGGCAAUUGACCGAGGCCAUUGAUGACGAGACACUCCUGGUAGUUAUGGGUGACCACGGCAUGGAUGCAAAGGGCGACCACGGCGGCGAGAGCGAUGACGAGGUCGAGGCUGCGCUGUGGAUGUACUCCAAGAAGCCAGUCUUUGGACGCACCCAGAAGGACUUUGUCUCCCCGCCUCCUACGGCAAAGGUCAGGCCUGUCAACCAGAUCGACCUGGUGCCGACGCUGGCGUUACUCCUGGGCAUCCCUAUUCCCUACAACAAUCUGGGUAAGCCCAUCGAGGAGGCCUUUGCCGGCCUCAAAGGCAACGAUUGGCAGAAUUUGCACGCCGUUUCGCGCAUUGCGGCCGCUGGCGUCCAGCGGUACCAGGACUCUUACUUCAAGGCUCGGGGCAUCGCACCGGGCAAUGGAGCUGGCUCGCCUUCUGAUCUAUGGGCCAAGGCUCUUGAGGUGACACAGUCCUCCCAUCAGGACGCGUACAAUGCCUUUAGUAGCUUCCAGCAGGAAACCUUGAGCGUGUGCAAAAGCCUCUGGGCCCGUUUUGACCUUCCUCGCAUGGUUGCUGGUGUGCUGCUUGCCGCCGUCGGGGUCGUCGUCCUCGUUAUGUAUUCCGCCAAGGAUGCGGAUGAUGACUUUGUCGUCACCAAUGACAUUGAGUUGGACUACGCUGAGAAGCGUCUCGAGUUGUUGAGCUACCAAACAAAAGGCAAAGACGAAGAGGUUGAGCCCGUAAAGGAUUACCACAUGGAGCUCCUGCGCGGUCUUUGGGAUCGCCGUGUGAUUUUCGUCCUGCUCAUUGCGGGUGGAGUAUCGUUCAUCAGGAGAGAGCCCAAGGACGCCGCCAUGAUGACUGCGACGACGACUCUACUCAUCGCCGUUCUCGUCUCGGUGACGCACUCUGCAAUGACUUUGCAGCAGACGGGCCGUACAAUCUUCAACACGCUGCCGCAAAGCCUGUGGGGUUGGAUGGCUUUGGUAUUCACCGUCAGCCAGUCCAUUGGCUUUGCCUCGAACUCAUAUACUGUGUGGGAAGACACGAUUCUGCAAUUUUUUAUCACGACUUUUGGUGUGCUCGCCGCCAUCAGCUCAUUCCGAGUCGAGUCGCGACGCGAGCGCACCCUGGGUAUCUAUCAUUCCGUCGUCUUCGUGCUGCUCGCGCGCCUUGCCAGCUAUUCCAAGCUCUGCAGGGAGGAGCAGAUGCCAUACUGCACUUCCACCUACUACGCUUCGACAGCUUCGUCCACAUCUGCCCCAUGGCAGCUUGUCAUACCCGUCGUCACGGGGCUUGUCCUCCCGUCUAUUAUUAAGUCCUUCAUCUUGCCCACACGCUCAUGGGAAGGACUCUCACCUGUAUGGGUCCAGACCAUGUUCCGAGCUGGGCUCAUGGUCGCUGCUGUGUACUGGGUGAUCGAUGCCGCGGACAACGGCGACUGGGUUGCUGGUCGACCUGGUGCCGAGCACCUGAAGGCAAUUGGCAUCUACGUCGCGCAGCUGGGUCUGGCGUUGGCAUUUAUUGCUGGCUCCACCGCAUUCAUCUGGGCACCUCCGAGCGUCAACGUCGUGUCUACAGCGUAUACUAACCCGCCUGCUAGCCAGCAACCACAAGCUCGCGUGACCAUCCUCGGCUACGGUAACGCUCUUGGCGCGCGGUACCUAAUGCUGCCUCUCAACAUUCUCAUUGGCCUCUGCAUCCUCACGAAGCCCAUGGGCACCGGCGCUCUCGGCCUCAUGCUGUGGCAGAUUAUGUCCUUGGCGGAAGUUGUGGAUAUACUGGGUAUAAAAAGCGAGGCCAUUGCUCCCGUCGUGCUCGCCAUGCUGGGCAACUUUUACUUCUUCCGCACCGGCCACCAGGCCACCUUGGCUAGCAUCCAGUGGGACAGCGCCUUUGUCGCGCUACGCACCCUGCGCUACCCUUGGAGCCCGCUCGCCGUGACCCUGAACACCUAUGGCGCGCAGAUCCUGGCGGCGGCAUGCGUGCCCCUCGUCACCUGCUUGUGGAAAGUCGGCCCCAAGCAGAAGGGUGUCCUGGAGACGGCCUCUCGUGGGCUGGGCCUCUUUGUCGCAUACUACGCUGUCGAGGCCCUUGCCACCAUGAGCUGGGCUGGUCACCUGCGUAGACACCUCAUGCUCUACCGCGUCUUCAGCCCCCGCUUCAUGAUGGCUACGACGGCACUUUUGGUGAUUGACAUUCUCGGCAUCGGUAUCGCGAUGCUGGGUCUGCGGAGUAACACGCUGGCUGUAGGCGAAGUGUUUGGCUGGGCGGAGUAA
Molecule: messenger RNA, 3285 nt
Organism: Emericellopsis cladophorae
Lineage: Eukaryota; Fungi; Ascomycota; Sordariomycetes; Hypocreales; Bionectriaceae
Product: GPI ethanolamine phosphate transferase-like protein
Exons: 1
Coding region: 1-3285 (1094 amino acids)
Biological process (GO): GPI anchor biosynthetic process
Cellular component (GO): endoplasmic reticulum membrane
Molecular function (GO): mannose-ethanolamine phosphotransferase activity
Source: RefSeq, a predicted model, not a curated record